Messenger RNA from Haliotis rubra (blacklip abalone), 603 nucleotides. RefSeq names its product fibrinogen-like protein 1. The coding region runs from base 1 to 603 and encodes 200 amino acids. The record is from RefSeq and is a predicted model, not a curated record. NCBI's taxonomy places the organism in Eukaryota, Metazoa, Mollusca, Gastropoda, Lepetellida, Haliotidae. The transcript has a single exon.
AUGGGCUUCUAUAAAAUUAAACCGUUGGGCUCCCCUAAAACCUACACGGUAUAUUGCAACUGUGAGUGGGUCGGCACCAUCUACGCCUUCAAAAGAGUAAUUCCCCCUCCUCGAUCAUGUCGACCUAUAACUUACCACCGAACGUGGGAGGAAUACAAAAGAGGAUUCGGCGACAUCGACUGCGGCGAGUACUUCCUCGGGCUGGAAACCAUCUACCAACUGACAAUGUUUGAAAAACUUCAAUGGAACAUAUACAACUUAGUUGACGGGGCACCGUUCAAAAUAGCAAGUAUUUACCUAGAGAACACAGUCCUCGAGUCAGAGACGACUGGUUAUAGUCUUAACUUUGAUCGAUAUUUCACCUUACCUGACGAAUAUGGAGACGACGCCUUUAGAACCUUGGAGAAGCCGAGACGCUUCUGUACAUAUGAUCGGGAUUGUUGGGGGUGCGCCCGCCAAGAAAGAGGGGGCUGGUGGUUCACAAGGAAGUGUGAUGGAGGAGCUCUGACUGCAGGACCGGAUAUGAUGUACUGGCCCGUCCACAGAGUGUUCAAAGUCAUUAACCAGACAUUUCUACAGCUGGAUCACAUGUCUUACUUCUAA